This is a messenger RNA of Cyclocybe aegerita, 309 nucleotides long. Lineage: Eukaryota; Fungi; Basidiomycota; Agaricomycetes; Agaricales; Hemipholiotaceae. The record is from the annotation of a GenBank genome assembly.
AUGUGUACGUGCUUGAAAGGGUGUCUUGCUGGGUUUCCGACAAGUUCUCUUGCGAAGACUUCGCAAUGUUACCCUACGCUGCCACGCUCUCUCCGAUUCACGAUCUCCUCCAAAAAACUCAUCUUGGCAACAUGCGCCUUCUUCGUCUCCCAUUCUUGCGUUGGUCAUCAUUCUAACGGCUUACAAAGUGCCAAUCCAUCUAAGCACCCUCACCAUCGCCAUUACGUGUAUUCAAGUUUUGCACCCAAUUUGCAGCGGUCAGCUUCUUCUCGAAUCUCAAGACUGACCCUAGUUCGUCGCGCAACUUGA